Messenger RNA from Aegilops tauschii subsp. strangulata, 4266 nucleotides. NCBI's taxonomy places the organism in Eukaryota, Viridiplantae, Streptophyta, Magnoliopsida, Poales, Poaceae. The record is from RefSeq and is a predicted model, not a curated record.
AUGCUGGGUAUUGGAUUCAAAAGUGUGUUCCUGAUAUCAAGCCAGCCCCAUAUAUUCAGUAAUGGGUAUCAAAUCAAGUUUAAUGAGAAGCCGUGUCCAGAAUGCAAUAUUGGAUACAUUGUCCCGGAGUGGGUUGAGUCCAGGCCUAGCCUUUCAGAUAUCAAACAGAUAUAUGGGUCUACCAGAGACCUUCCAACAACCUGUAUCGUCCUGCCUUUGAAGGAUGAGAAGGUCACUACGGUGAAGCAGCAGCUGUCAAGCCUGCAUCCAGAAAUGCUACUGUUUCUGUCAAAGAUCAGGCGGCUUUCUGUCCGUGAAGAUAACGGCAACGCUAAAGGCAGCACUGUUAGUGAGAUUGCAAUAUCGAGUGAGAAGAACUUUGAAGUGAGGAAGAACAUGCACGCGGAGUCUUACACGGCAAGAGAGUCUGGAGUGGACCUUAAGAACCUGUCAACCCAUGGAACCUACAUUCUGAGUUCCCAUUUUGACAAGAGUGCAUACAAUAGUGUUCUUACAUUUCUGGAUGUCAAAAGUGUGAGCCAUGAAUGGUAUGCAAAAUGCAUCGAGGGGUCUAACCUUGUCAGCAAUGUAGAUGAACAGCUUUAUCUUGAACUUCUAUCUUUUGUCGCAGACAGUUGGCAAAACUUGUCCAGUACAAAGAUGAUGCAAAUUCCUCUGCUGAAGUAUGUUGACAGGAACAAAAAUGUCUCUGUCUGGAGCAUAUCCAGAGCUAGUCAGUGGAGUGAUAGACUGUGUAUUGCAUCUGAUGGGAAGUGGAUGUCAUGGCUUAUCAGCUGGAACCAGGAGUUUCCAUCUUCUAACCGCCUUUUUGUGUCUCCCCGUACACAAACAGCUCUGCAAGGUUUCGCGCAGAAGGAAAAAGUGACAUACUGGCUUCAGAGCCAUGCAAAAGUGGAGGUUGUAUCUGUAUACAAUUUCGGGAAUAUUGUGGUUAAAUCCUUUAACUAUGAUAGAAGGCCUGCCAUUGCUUUUUCUCACUUUCUAUACCAUUCAUCCAAUAAGAAUUACAUGGAGAGCUACCAGUUAGCAGACCUGUGUCAUAUCAUGCCGGUAAUUGACAACUAUGGCAAUGCCGUCACGGAACGACAAAGCAUUCUAGUUCCUGCAAAUGGUAGCAAAUGGGUUGGACUGAUGGGCAUAAACCCAUGGAGGAAUGAGAAAUACAUCAAACUGUCAGCAGAUUACAAGUCAGCAGGUCAUUUCGCCGGGAACUACACACCUAAAGAUCAGAUCUUGGAUUUUCUCAAGACAAAGGUGCAGGCCUCAGAUGUGCCGUUCAUACACCCCCCAAAUGCAAGUUUUCCUACAGCAUCGUCACAUCUGACUGUGGACAAUGCAAUCUUGCUACUGCAAUGGAUACGCAAUUUGAAGUCAAAAGGUGUACAACUACCAGCUAGUUUCUUGGCUUCUGUGAAAGAAGGAAGUUGGCUGAAGACAUCAGUCGGAUACAAGCACCCGGUUGAAUCAUUUAUGUCCAGUUCUGAGUGGGGUAAUCUCUUGCAAAAUGGGUCUUCCUGUGUUGAUAUACCAAUGAUCGGUCAACAGUUCUAUCAAAACAAAAUGCAUGCGUACAAGGAGGAACUUCAGGUGAUCGGGGUAAGAUUUGAAUUUGGGGAGGCAUCCGCUUACAUCGGCAGACGGCUCAUGUCGAUGGCUGCAAGCAAUAUGCUGACCAGACAACAUGUAUAUGAGCUGCUUCGGCUGAUUCGGUUUCUUCAACAGAAGGUUCUGUCACCAAGUAAACUAGUCAACAGCGUGAAAGAUGGUCGAUGGAUGAAGAGUACUCUGGGCUACAGGUCUCCUUCUUGUUGUAUAAUAUAUGAUUCAGACUGGGCAGCUGCAUCUUGUAUCAGUACCCAGCCAUUCCUUGAUGUUGGAUUCUAUGGCGAGUCCAUCCUUCACUACAAACAAGAGCUGAAGUUGCUUGGUGUUCAAGUUGGGUUUGAAAACAGUGAAAAGAUUUACAAGCUUGUAAUUGAUAAUUUCAAGUUCAGUUCUUCAUCCAUUACUUCAGAUGCUACUGCACCAAUCCUCAAGUGUAUCCGGUAUGCUAGCCCAUGUGAUGAUUUCUUGAGGAAGCUCAGAGAUUUGAAAUGGCUGAAGACCAACGUAGGAUUCCGUGCUCCUGGUGAAUCUUUUUUUCUGGAUCAGGAGUGGGAGUGCCUUCUAAAGGUGUUCGACGUAGUUCCUAUAGUUGAUUCUUGGUUUUAUGGGAGUAAUAUCAGCCCGUACAAAGAAGAGAUGAAGAAGACAGGGUUGAUCAAAAGAUUUGACCAGGCAUCGAAGGCUGUAGCAAACAUUUUCAAGCAGAUGGUCCUGAAGUCAUCGCUUACAAAGGCAAGUGUCCUGGCUCUUCUAGCUUGUUAUUGGAAGCUGAGAACACGCGACCCAAUUCCUGUUGAUCUUUUCAACUGCAUGCGGAGUGAGAAAUGGCUGUGCACAUCACUGGGAUUCAGGUCACCGUCGGAGGCAAUCUUAUUUGAUGAAGGUUGGCAGUCUCUGUCGCCAAUAGCAAGCUUGCCUUUCAUCAAUGAUGGUGACUCUAAUGGUGGUUUGGGCAAAGAGAUACAUGGUUACAAAGCUGAGCUGAAAGAUUUAGGUGUCACAACAGAAGUGAAGGCUCAUGUUGCUAGGCCUACCGUCACUGGUCUCAACAUUUGUGAUAACCCUGUAGACAUUUCUGCAGCUAGGUUUGUCAUCAGUGGUCUCAACAUUCCCGCAGACCCUGCAGCCAUAUCUGCUGCUACCGUGUUGUCACUGCUUGGAUCUGUCAAGAGCUGGCUAGCCUGUACAGCAACAUUUCCCAAGGAAUUUAUGAAGGAAAUCACUAGCUGCAAGUGGUUGAAGACAACACUUGGAUACCAAUCUCCUGAUGGAAGCAUACUCUUUGACCCAAAGCAGUCUUCCAUCUGCAUAACAGAUGGCCCUUUCAUCGAUGAAUCUUUCUGUGGUUCAGAGAUCGCCUCAUUCAAGGAUGCACUGGCGGCAAUCGGAGUAACUGUGGAUGUUCAAUGUGGGCAUGGCCUUGUUGCUCAGCAUCUGAGGAGCCACAAAGAAACUGCUACCAUCUCCAGGAUCUACUUGUACCUCAAGGAGUGCAGCUGGGGGCCUGAGAAGAACAAAGAGGGUAGUGACUGGAUCUGGAUACCAAAUGAAAAAGGAGGUGGAGAAUGGGUGAGCCCGGUAAGCUGUGUUCUUCAUGAUCAAAACAACCUCUUAAGCCAGCAGAUGCAUGUGUUGGGCAGAUACUAUGAUGACAGGAAGCUGCUGGACUUCUUCUCAUCUAUUCUCCGCGUGAGGCAUGGCCCCAAUGCCGAAGACCACUGCAAGCUCUGGAGCGCAUGGGAGAGCUAUGGCGGUGAGAUAUCCGUAACCAAUUGCUCUGCUUUAUGGCAAUUCACCGCAAGGAACUGGAGCAAGAACACGGAGAAGCUUCUCUCUGGCUGCAUGAAGGUCCCGGUUUGCACUGAUGGGAAGAUCAUCUUAUCGCAGAAGGAGGACGUGUUCAUUCCUGAUGAUCUUCUGCUUAAGGAUCUGUUCGACAAGCUUCCUCGACAAUCCAUUUUUAUCUGGUACCCGCCUUCCAUCUCUCGAGCAAGGCUCAACAACGUGUAUGGCAGCAUCGGUGUUCAGGCAGUAUCCAAAGCCGCCGAGAAGAGCGAUUCUUUUGUUGCCUUGGGCCAGGAUGGCAGUUGCAAAACGGUUGCUGGCCAGCGUGAGGUGAUCAAUGCCGGUCUGGUCCAGAUAGUCCUUGCUUUCCUUGCUGAUCCAGCUCUUGACAUUGCUUCCAAAGAGCGGCACACCAUGGUCCCUCGCCUGCUGAAUGUGAGCAUCCUGGAGACAACGAAGCCGAUCACGAUGGGGUACCGCGUGAAGCUGUCCUCUGGAGAGGCUGUGGACGUGGAGGCCAGCCAGAUGAUCAGGUGGGAGAGGGAGAGCUCAAAGCUGUAUGUUCAGCAAAGCAAUGGUGCUGGUGCUGCAGCUGGUUACAAAGAGAAGAUCAAGUUUGCGACGAACUUUGCUGACGAGGUAGCCCGAGGACUGCUCUUCGAGACGCCGGACCGCAUCCCUUGGCUUGCUGAACUCGUGAAGGUCGGCAGCCUGGUGGACUUCCAGGAUGAUGUUGUUAAGUACCUGCUGAAGUCGAAGAAUCUGCAGCUGUUCCCUGAAGACGAGGCGUUCCUGAACGCUGCAUCACUAGGUCUGUCCCUCCCUGACAAACUCAGAGAGUUCAUCUCACUAUAG